Molecule: messenger RNA, 1235 nt
Organism: Neurospora hispaniola
Lineage: Eukaryota; Fungi; Ascomycota; Sordariomycetes; Sordariales; Sordariaceae
Exons: 1
Coding region: 458-1123 (221 amino acids)
Molecular function (GO): protein dimerization activity
Source: RefSeq, a predicted model, not a curated record
AGUUUGAAAUGAGACAAUUGCUAUGAGGACGGGGGCUAGAGCUUAUAAGUCCAAGAAACUAUUGACAGAUUGCUGGACAAUCAGCUGAUUUCAGGCACCAUUCCGACGUCAUGCAAUAUCCGGCAAACGGAUUUAGAGGGAAAAGUGUGUAUUGAUCGUCGCUCUCAGCAGGGAUUAAAAACGGAAACCGACAUUCGGGACGGCACGCUCACCGGCUCCCCGGGGAACAGGGGGGGGGGGAAGAAAAGUUCAUGAUAUCGGCCAGAGGUCCCCCACGGAGGUUUUUUCCCCCACGAUCUACCAGCUCGUGAUGGAUAUCUCAUGUGGAGGCUUGAGUUAUUUCAGAGAGAAAUGUCAGGGCAGGAUGAGAAAAAAGGAAAUAUGAAAAGAGCCUCACCUCCCGGCAGAAUGAAGCACGCUAGUUCAUGGACACAUCAGCUUCAUACCCAACCCAAAGAUGGACCCUGACUCACACGCAACCAAACGACGUCGUGUCGCCGAAGACACCGGAUCUUACUCCGCGGAGUAUCAACACCAAAGCCAGCAUCACUACAUCAAUGCCAAGACAGCCAAGACCGACCCUGUACCUCCUCCAUUUACCAGUGGCAUCUCCAGCGGAGACUUUCAGUUCACCGCUUUCCAGAACCCCUCGACCAUAACAGGAUUGUCGCCAAUCAGGUUCGAAGACUUUCUGAACGAGCCAACUGGCGAAACACCGCGCCCGGAAGAGCCGGAGGAGCCUGGGCCUAACAAAAAGGAACAUAAAGCUGAGGAAGACGUCAGUGUCAGAGAGCGUCACAACAGCAUUGGAAAACGAUAUCGAAACAAACUCAACGAGCAGUUUGAGAAUCUGGAGGCGCUCUUGUCACAGCAGAACCCCGAGGAAGACUACAAUGAGAGCCACAGAAACACCGCCCGGGACUCCAGCUUUUCACCAACCCAAGUCAGGAAACGCCAAAGGGGACGGAGUGUCAACAAGGCCAGUUUGCUGGAGAUGGCCAAAGUGCGCAUCAAAGCCCUCACUGAGCAACGAGAGAUGUUGAUAGCCGAGGUAGAACAGCUGGAGAAGGAGUUAGCGGAGGAGGCAACAAAGCAAGCGAGUGGAAGCCGACACCAUGGGUGAGACUUGGUGAUGUAAUUAAUCCCAGACAGAUAGAGCCUUUUAGUUCUUUUCCCCCAAAGCAACAAUAACGAAUAACCACUUCCAACAGGCACGCAGGCUAUGAAUCCCAGCA